Messenger RNA from Ceutorhynchus assimilis (cabbage seed weevil), 607 nucleotides. Lineage: Eukaryota; Metazoa; Arthropoda; Insecta; Coleoptera; Curculionidae. The record is from the annotation of a GenBank genome assembly.
GACGCGUUCUUGCAGCAGUUUAAAAAUUCGAUUAUCAAAUUUCGUUUUCAAAGCGUUUUUUUUUUGAAAAAAAAAAAUAUGUCAUUGUCAUUUUUGACUUUUUUUUUUAAAAAACAUGACUAGCAAAGGAUUACACGAAGUGCUAAAAAACCUCCACUGGAUCGUAGGAAGAUGGCAGUCGGUUAAUGCCGCAGUUUUUUACCCAACGAUGAACAAAACGGUGAAAUUCAACGAAAUUUUGGAAUUUCAAAACGUCGGACAACCACUUUUGGCCUACAGUUCGAUAACUACCAAUCCGGAAACUAAAGCUUUUAUGCAUUUGGAAAAAGGGUGGUUGAGGGUUGAUGAAGAUCAAUGUACUUUAGCUUUUCUUGUAGCAAUGAAUUUGGGAUUGUCUACUUUAGAAGAAGGCUACGUUAAAGACAAUCAUAUAGUUCUAAGAACGGCUUGUUUAGGAGUAAUGAAAUUUGUUAAACAAAGUGUUUUAUCGUUGCAUCGAUGCUACAGAUUAAAUGAAAAAGGUGAACUGGAGUACAAUUUAAUGAUGGAAACUCCAAACACGCCCCUCACAAAACACGUAGAGGCAAUUUAUACAAAAGAAAAGUAA